Molecule: messenger RNA, 1968 nt
Organism: Gossypium arboreum
Lineage: Eukaryota; Viridiplantae; Streptophyta; Magnoliopsida; Malvales; Malvaceae
Product: ankyrin repeat-containing protein ITN1-like
Exons: 4
Coding region: 163-1929 (588 amino acids)
Molecular function (GO): protein binding
Source: RefSeq, a predicted model, not a curated record
UAUGCAAUGCCAAUGUGAUCCAAGUAAGGAAUAAAAAAAUAUAUAAAGGUGGUUUCUUUAUUCUAUACUAAAAUGUUUAUGAAAUUAUACAUAGUUGUCAUUCGUAGGUGACUUAAAUGGAGGAUAUUCAAGCAAGUAACUAACUGAAAUAGAUCAACAAAGAUGGGACCUGAGGAGCCUGAAGAGAACAUGAUCACUCACUUGCAUCCUUGGCUGUAUAAGGCAGCGGCAGAAGGCAACAUUGAAAUAUUCAAUAAUAAGCAGGGGCUUCAACUUGAGUCGCUUAAGACCCCAAACCAUGACAACGUGCUCCAUGUUAACUUGGCAAACCAGGAGGAUGCUGCCUGGCUUUUUAACAGAUUUCUCUCAAUAAUCACAUUCUUCCCCGUACAGUAUGUAUCGUGGUACCAGUGUUUGAGUAUCUUCAUUACUAGGAUAAGAGGAGAAAAAAGAUCAGAUUUUAUCGAACAAAUUCUCAGCAAGUGUCCGUCACUGCUCCUCCAAACGAACGCUAAAGGUCAAACUCCUUUGCACGUUGCAGCAAGGUAUGGACAUUCUGCUAUUGUGAAACUUCUAAUCAAGUCUUGCGCAAAAGCUAGAGCUGGAGAUUUAGAGCUGGGAAAGGAUCAAGUAAGUGCAGUGAGGGAGAUGCUGAGGAUUACGGAUCAGGAAUCCAACACGGCUUUACAUGAAGCAGCAAGGUGUGGCAAUGUUGAAGUUGUGAAAGCAUUGUUGAAGUUUGAAGACCCUGAUUUUCCGUAUUCUGCUAACAAAAAACAGGAGACUCCACUUUACAUAGCAGCUAGGAGGAGAGGAUCUGGGCGCUUGUUGACUCUAUUAUUAGAUAAAUUAAAAUCAACUGGUCAUGGCGGUCCCCACGGUAGAACAGCUUUGCAUGCAGCAGCUAUGGCUGGAGAUGCAGAUGCAGUAAGUGUAACAUUAAAGAAGAAGGGGAAUUUGACGAAGGAAAGAGAUGAAGAUGGACACACCCCUCUUCAUUAUGCUGCACACUUAGGUCGUAGAUUCUCAGUUGUGAAAGAACUGUUAAAAUGGGAUGUAUCAGCUGCUUAUAUAGGUGAUAAAAAGAGGGGGAUGACACCCCUUCUUAUGGCAGCCAGGCAAAAUAAUGUUGGAACAGUGAGAAUGAUUCUCUCUUUAUGUCCAGAUUGUUCCAAAAAAGUGGACAACAACGGUUUGAAUUUACUUCAUUAUCUGGCUUUUAGAGACCCUUCCUCUCCAUUAAGGCGUUCUCUUUUCAAGCUUAGUGGUAUUGAAAUUGUAUAUGGAUCAAUUAGAAAUCUAAUGGAGUUGGAAGGUGUCUUUGGAAUGACACCUCGAGAAGUUUAUAAUGCACUUCGAUAUGAGAAACAUCAUCAUAAACAGAAGCAAAUCAAAGAAUUGUUGGAAGAAAUUGAGAAUGAUCAAGUGGCGGAGGAACCAGUUCGUCUCUUUGACGUACGAAAUAAUACUACAAAAAACUUGGAGAAGACAAGAAAUGCUCAUUUAGUGGUGGCAGCACUUAUAGCCACCGUCGCAUUCGCUGCAGCAAUAACUGUUCCUGGUGGUUUGAAGAGUGAAAAAGGAUCCGAGCAAGGCACUCCUUUUCUAAUUCAUGAGGCAGCCUUUAAAGCAUUUGUUGUAACAAACGCAUUGGCCUUUAUUUUCUCUGUUUCUGCCCUCUUCAUCCACUUUGGGGCUCUGGAUAAUCUAUUAUCAGGAUUUAAAUUUUGGCGUGAAACAAUUUCAUAUCGAACUACAGCUGUUUCUGGGCUUCUUGGCUAUGCAACGGUGGCGAUGAUGAUUGCUUUCAGCAUAGGCAGUUAUGUGGUCUUAAAACCUUCCCACGGACUUGCCAUUUUUUCAUAUCUCAUCUGCCCUGCCUUUUUACUCUGUAUGUGGGCAGUCUUGAAUCCUUCAAUAUAUAUGUAAAAUAUAAAUAUGUUAAUAUCAUUUUAUCAUUGACUACAA